Microdochium trichocladiopsis is the source of this 832-nucleotide messenger RNA. RefSeq lists its product as uncharacterized. The record is from RefSeq and is a predicted model, not a curated record. The coding region runs from base 50 to 628 and encodes 192 amino acids. Lineage: Eukaryota; Fungi; Ascomycota; Sordariomycetes; Xylariales; Microdochiaceae. The transcript has a single exon.
CGCCGCCCUGGAGGGCCCAGCCAGUGGGCGGCCACCGUGCCCAGCGGCGAUGGAGACGGCAGAGAUGGAGAUGGGCAGCUCCUCUUGCCAGGCACAAACAGACAAAGCGGAGUGGGCGAGAAGCAGUGAGCCACGAGACAACCGUGGAGGGCCGAUCCAUGGGCCACCCCCGUCCUCGCCGGUCAUUGCAUCACAGUACGAGCAACUUCCCGCCGAGACGAGGGUGCAUGUUGAUGGAGGCUUUCCCGUCUCUUCUCCUUCACCUCCUCUCUCUCUCCCUUCUGCUUCUACGCCCUCAGCAGAGUGCCGGUCCAUCCAUUGCUGUCGACCAGCGUCCCAAGCGGUGCUGCUUCGUCCGGAUCACGACAUCGGUAUCGACGUUCGACAUUCGACUUCGACAUCGCCCGCGCCAAAGACGAGCCAUCCCGCAGCGACCACGAUUGCAACAGUCCCUCCUUUACACGGCCGGCCGGCAGCACAACGCGGAAUCACAGGUUGCAGUGCAGCAUCACGACAGGACAGGGUAGCGAUUUCCCUGGUGCAGCAGCAGUGUCCAGCAGAAGAAGUACAGCGAAAGGCCACCGGCUCGACUACAUUCGAACGCAUCAGGCCGGCAUUUCCACAUUGACGCAGGAGAUACGUUGCAGCAUCCCUUUGGCUUCUGUCGUGUGCACUUGGGCAAUGUUGCAAGGUCUUGCCAUGCAAGUGAGCAGACAACGAACUCUGAGCCCGCACCCAAGGCGUCCUGGGCACCUGGUCAAGACCCUUGAAUUCUAGAGACCCCAUCUCGUCCAUUCCUUCACCCCAGUCGUCUUCCUGCGCAAGGUUGUCC